Molecule: messenger RNA, 1548 nt
Organism: Colletotrichum destructivum
Lineage: Eukaryota; Fungi; Ascomycota; Sordariomycetes; Glomerellales; Glomerellaceae
Product: Putative acyltransferase 3 domain-containing protein
Exons: 1
Coding region: 1-1548 (515 amino acids)
Biological process (GO): polysaccharide biosynthetic process
Cellular component (GO): membrane
Molecular function (GO): acyltransferase activity, transferring groups other than amino-acyl groups
Source: RefSeq, a predicted model, not a curated record
AUGAUCUCUAUCGCCGUUCGCUCCAUUCGUGGAGCCAUCGCCCGUUUUUCCCCGCCAGCCUCAUUCCCCUACUCCCCGCUAGCCGAUGCCAACUACCAUUCCGAGCCUCCGUCGCCAGGCGGAUCCGGUUCCGGGUCGCAGUCCAAGUCCAGAUCCAUCUUCGCGAGGCUGCUGGCUCUCCUCUUCUUCCUGCUGCCCUCGUUCGUGCAGCGCCGGCUGCGGCCCAACGACUUCAAGCAUCGUCGCAUAUACCCGACCUCCUGGCUCGACGGCCUGCGCGGUGUCGCAUCCUUGAUUGUCUUCUUCUGCCACUUCACAGAAAAGCAUGCCGCCUGGUUUACCGCUCGGGCAUACGGUAUCCCCGAUGAGAACGACAAUGUCGCCUCCUCGCCGCUUCAGCUCCCCUUUGUCCGCGUUAUCUACAGCGGCCGCCCCAUGGUCCACAUCUUCUUCGUCAUCUCGGGCUUCGUCCUGUCCCUGAAGUCUUUGAAGCAGGCAAGGAAGCGGGACUACGAUGGUCUGCACCGCACCCUUUCGAGCUCUGUCUUCCGACGCGGUUUCCGCUUGUUCCUCCCCACCACCGCCUCGACUUUCAUCAUCAUGGUCAUGAUCCGCCUUGGAUGGACCGGCUCACCCCUGCCCACACUGUGGGAACAGUUGGUGGAUUGGAAGAAUGCCGUAUGGAGGAUUACCUUCAGCUGGCAGUGGGACAUCACCCAGAUCCUCCCCUACGACGUCCAUCUCUGGACCAUCCCCAUCGAAUUCUCCAAUUCUCUGCUGCUCUUCAUCGUCCUGACCGGUCUGAGCCGCAUGAAGACAUACUUACGUCUCGCGUCUGUCUUGGCCAUCAUGGUUUACUGCCUCAAAUGCGGCCACUGGGCUGCCUUUGAGUUCCUGGGCGGUAUGGGACUUGCAGAGGUCGGCCUCAUCCAGGAAGCGCGCCGCGAGCGCGUCACCUCUAUCAUCCAGGACAAGGAGGCGUCUGACAUGGAGGCCUCCGUUGUCCCGGACGCGACGUCGACCUCCAUAGCCACACGCCUCUUCAAGGCAUUCCUGGUUGGCAACCUAAUCUUUGCCCUCUUCGUCGCCGGCUGGCCAAACCAAAAGGCUGACGUCACCCCGGGUAUGUCGCCGCUUUGGCACAACACCAUGGAACCCUUCUUCACCAUGGGCGGCGACCUGGUCUCGUUCCCCUGGUACGCCCUUGGCGCCAUGCAGAUUGUCGCCGCGUUACAGCAAAUCAAGAUGUUGCAGAACAUCUUUGUAACGCCGCUGGCGCAGUAUCUUGCCGACAUCAGCUAUGCCUUGUACCUUGUACACGGACCGGUGCUGGAUGUCUUCUCUCAUCGUUGGAUGCCGGUCGCCUGGUCUUUGGUAGGCGGCAGCAACGAGGCUGGCGUGUUGGGACGAGUGGUGGCAUGGGUUGUCGGAGUAGUGGCACUCCUGGUCCCAGUCGUCUGGGCCAGCGACGUGUUUUGGCGAACAAUCGACAUCAAGAGCGUGGAGUUGGCACAUUGGAUCGAGGCUCGUUGCAUACGAGACGAGUAG